AUGCGUUUCACUGCCAGCGUCGCUAUUGCUCUCACAACUAGCCUGGCCGCGCUGGUCUCCUCAACUGGCAUCAUAUUGCCGCUCUACCUCUAUCCGUCUAUUACCUGGAACGACGGCGCGGCCAACUGGUCGCCUGCGUUUAACGCUAUCGCGGCUCACCCAAGUCUUCCAUGGCUGGCCGUGGUUAACGUUGCCACUGGCCCUGGCUCAACCUAUAUGCCUGGUAAUAACGAUGUCAACUACAUUGCCGGUGUAUCAAAGCUUAACUCCUUCCCAAACGUCAAGACGCUUGGCUAUAUCCGAACUGCCUACGCGAGUAUCCCGAUGGAUGAAAUUACUAAGAACAUUACAACUUGGGCAAACUGGGCCUCAUACUCGGCGUCUAAUAUCUCAAUUCACGGCCUCUUUAUUGACGAGUCAAGCAACUUGGCGUAUAUAACAAACGUUACUUCCUUCGCGCGUAAAGCUUUUAGCGGUAAUAUUACUAUUUUCUGCCACUUUGGCGCAGCGGCCCCUGCUGAUUUCUACAAGAUAUGCGACGCUGUCGGCUCCUUUGAGAGUUAUGCGUCAUAUCUAAGCACGGCGACUAUGAAAAAUACUAUUCCGGCUGGUUACGAAAAACAGGCUGGUAUAAUUAUCCAUGACUUUGUGGGCAAGACCGCUGAUGGGAUCGCAGCGGACACCAACUCUUUGAACUCGUAUAUUCAAGGGAUGGUUAAGGGCGGUCUUGGAUGGCUUUACUUUUGCACGGGAUAUUUUAAUAGCAUGUCCACCGGCCCUGCUACAGUUGGGCAAGUUGCACAAUACCUGGCUUCGGACACGCUUUUGGCUGUCGGCUCAACAGGCACUUCGACCCAGUGGACCGUCCCUCAAUGUGCUCAAACCAUGCGCUUCAAUAUUACUGGUGGUGCUGGCGGGCAGAUCGGGUAUCAAGGGGGUUACGGUGCAUUAAUAUCUGGGUCUAUUACAGUGUCUCCUGGGCAGACAAUUUCCGCCGUUGCCGGUAGCGCUGGGGGUAUAAACACGGCCGGAAUAAGUGCAUAUGGGAACGGCGGAACCGCCUCCCAGGGAGGUGGUGGAGGCGGUGCCGCGUCUGCCUUGUAUCUUGGUGGUAUAUUGGUCGCCGUCGCUGGAGGAGGUGGCGGCGGAUCUAUCACAGUUGGAACAUAUCCCAACAGUAAAGCAUAUCAGUCUGACAGUAACCGCGGCAGCGGCGAGACUCCAGGAGUGUCGCGGGUUAUUACACCGACUGGAGCUAACAUGGCUAAUUAUUUCUCCAAGGCGGCCGGAGGAAGCCCGGGCUCGGCCAGCAGCCCUGGCGUCGGGGGGCAAUACUACGGAUAUGCAACCACGGCUUAUGUUGGGAGACCUGGGAGUGGCACUGCUGGCGGAGCUGGCGUAGGCAAUCCCCAAACGACUUCAAGCGGCGCUGGAGGUUCGGGUGGUGGCGGCGGAGGCUAUAAGGCCGGCGGUAGUGGGGCCUCGGUCUACUGGAAUUACGGAGAUGGCUGGUAUGUCAUUCCGGCGGGAGGCGGCGGCGGUUCUAGCUACGUGUCCGGCAGCGUUUCCGGCGUAUCGCAAGGCAUCGCUGGAUCCUCCGGGGGAAGUGUUGUCGUGACUUAUCGAACCCCUAGUGGCUCCGAAUGUGUGCAUUGA
Messenger RNA from Metarhizium brunneum ARSEF 3297, 1656 nucleotides. RefSeq lists its product as uncharacterized. The record is from RefSeq and is a predicted model, not a curated record. NCBI's taxonomy places the organism in Eukaryota, Fungi, Ascomycota, Sordariomycetes, Hypocreales, Clavicipitaceae.